Messenger RNA from Bacillus rossius redtenbacheri, 6371 nucleotides. Its product is annotated as coiled-coil domain-containing protein 50. The coding region runs from base 205 to 1500 and encodes 431 amino acids. Lineage: Eukaryota; Metazoa; Arthropoda; Insecta; Phasmatodea; Bacillidae. The record is from RefSeq and is a predicted model, not a curated record. The transcript is spliced from 10 exons.
GUCUUUUAUAAUCUUUCAUUUCCGGCAUGAAGACCUCGAAACAAAGGAUGAAAUGUUUGUGGUGACGUGACGUUAAAGUUAUUUUUAAUUUAUCAAUAAUAAUGACUAGAUUUGUCGAACGAACAUUAGUCGUUCUUGGUUUGCGAGAGAUGUGAUAUUGAUUGCAAGGAAAUGUGAUAAAUUCAGGUUUGGCAGUUUGCUAAAAUGCAAUGUGAAAUUCGAGGGAUGCGAGAUGUCGCCGAAGGAGCUCCGCCUGGCACUGAUACUUUGCCUAGGCCUGGUCGUGUCAAUGAAGUGUGCCGGGAGUGGCUGGUGAAGGAAGAUGGCGCCCUGGCGACCCGCCUGCAGACGGAAGAAUUCCAGCAGCACUACACGGGCAACAAGUCGCGCAACGCGCAGGUGCGAGAGGACUUCCCCCGGGCGCGCGAUGAGCAGCGACGCGAGGAGGAGACUGCGGCCGCCGUGCGCAACAUGUACCGCCAGAUAGUGUUGCAGCAGGAGGAGGUGGACGCCACGGUGGCUCGCCAGCUGGCCGAGCGGCUCGAGCGGGAGGAGAGCGAGCGUCGCCGCGCACUCGAGGAAGAGGACAAGCUCAUGGCCAGGCGCAUGCAGGCUGUUGUGCAGGAGCGCGAGAGGCAGCAGCUGCAGAGGAAGUCUGCGGCCCUGCCCGACGUGGCCCAGAUCCACUAUGACCGCGACAUGAACAGCGUGGGUCUCCCCUCCCCCCCGGAGCUGUCCCUCGCCGAGCAGUUCAGGGUCUGUGCCCUGAGCGACGCGGCCGUGCAGACCAACAGCGGCUACGCCAGCCCCGACGCCUCCCCCCUCGGCGACCUCGAGGAGGAGCAGGCUCGGCUGCUGCAGGAGCAGCGAGAUGCCGAGCUGGCUCGCAGGCUCCAGGAGCAGGAGGGGGGAGUCCAGCGACUGUCCAUGCUGGACCAGGACCGCCUCAUGGCCAUCGAGGCCCAGGACAAGGAGCUGGCCCGUCUGCUGCAGGAGAAGGAGCGGGCGAAGGCGCGGCGGGCCCGAGAGCGAGCCAGGCAGCGCGCCCUCUCCAAGCGACAGGGGCAGGGAGGGACCUCCGAGGACGAGGGCGCUGCCCUGACGUCGCCGGCCGGAUCCCUCGCGGAGUGGGCAGAGCCGGUCCCCCUGCACUCCACCGCCGUGCGCCCCACGGAGCUGGACCUGUCGGGCCCUCGCAGGUCUCGCCACAGGUAUCAGGACCCUGAAGCCAUCGAGGUGUGUCACUCGUCGCCGGAGCCGGGGCCGUCUCACGGCCUGCCCAACAUCGCGAUGGUCAUCGACCCCACCUACCCCCGGCGGGCCACUGUCGACACCCCGCUGGGCAGUCCCCCGGUCGCCAUCCCCCCGCAAGUGUACGAGGAGGAGGAGGACGAUAGCCCGGUGCCGCCCUACAUGCCGAUCCAGGGCCAGCGCCGCAUCGCCUCGCUCGAGAAGAAGGGCCGGCGCGGCAGGUCCAAGGACGCCUGCAAGCAGCAGUAGCCGCCGCCGCCGCCGCCACUGCUGUCCAGAUACAUUAUUUUUGCUAUUUGUUUGUCGUGGGUGUCCCAAGAUUGUGCCACAUUUCAAUGAUGUGAGAUUAUUUUUAUGGCAAUUUUUCCCGAGGUGUCUGCCAGGGGUCCGAUACCACUUUGCGUUGCUCGGUGUGUUGACUGAGGGGUAGGUUCCACCUUCCUUUCUGCGUGACGUGCGCUCGUCAGUGCUUUUUGGUGUGUUUCUUCGUCCCACCAUGGAGAAGCUUGUCUGCAUUUUCUUGCUUGUCUCGAAAGAAGUGAAAAGUUAUGCAUUCCAUUUUUUUUAAAAUUGUACUUAAAGCAUGCUCUUAAUUUACUCGACUUUUACAUAUUUUAUUUGUACACUUUACUUAUUUAUAUGUUAAUUUUUUUUUGAUCUGUUUCAUUAAUGAACUUGGUUCAUUGGCUUUAAAUACUCGUGAUUUUGCUACUACUACUAUUUUUGAUUUCUAUGUCAUGCAUUUAUCCCAAAAAUAUAUUUAUAUUAUUUGUAGGGUUUGUUUAAUUUAGUGUGUACCUCUUAUUUGUGUUCUCUAGUUUAGCCAAAAAUAUAUAUUUUUUUUGUACUGUAACAUAACAAGUUGCACGGGCGGCUCCAGGAUUUAUAUUUGGGUAGGUUACCAAGUUUGUACAGCAGGGGCGUAUGUACAGUUUUGGAAUCCUGGGCUAUAGCAGCAGUCUGGCCCCCAUAUCAGAGAGUGGUCUGGGGGAAAUUAAAAAAAUUCAUAUGAAAAAAGUUUUGUUUUGUGCCUUUCUGUGGGUAAUUUAUUUCUCUCUGAAGUCCUAUAUGAAUAAUAUAUUAAUCAUUAUUAUAAACAUAUAAGUGUAUGUCAACAAAAUACACUUUAAUACCUAUAAUGGCCACAAACCUAAUUGACAGGAUUAAACUUGUGUUCAUAUAAGUUGAAUAUUACAACACAACUCGGACAUUAACAGGCAAAUACAGCAGAACCUCGAUGAUACGUUCCCGUUUCAUACAUUUUCCCGUGUCAUACGCAGAUUAAUUUUGGUCCCGCCGAAAGUUAUAUAUUUACAAUGGUUUACUUUCCCGGAACAUACACUUAUAAAAUCUUUAAUUUCCCGUUUCAUACGUUUUUACGAAGCGGAAAAGUCCUAAAAUUCACAAAUUUUUUUGUUAUAUUCCUCCUGAUAAACUACGUUUUAAUGCUUUUAUUUUGAAAAACGUUCAUUGUUUACCUUUGCAAACGUAAGAAAAUAACUUUAUCGCACCAUAGAUAUGGAUAGUAUCGGGAAGACUGUGCACUUCGCUUUAGCAUCUAUGGCCAGCACCAAGCGAAACUAGUGGCGCGAAUGAUAUUGAAAAUGGUGCACGCGAUUUACCAAGGCACGGAUCUCAUAUUUUGUGCAUUCAUUAAUCUUUGAACUGAAUAUACUUGUUUUUUAUUGUUUUCUUACGAUCGGAUUGUUUUAUAUUUUACGUUUCUCAAGUUAAAAUUUUAUUGAAAAUUGUUCUGUUGCAUAAAGUUGUUUGUUAAAUGAAACAAACCAGCAAAAAUUUCUGUUUUUCUUUUUACAAUAGCCUAAUUUUUUUAUUUCUAAUUUAGGUUUGGUGACUUUUCCCCUCUCCAAGAAAGGACUGCUUUACUUGAUUAUGGACUGUAUUUUACAUUUCUGGUAAUGUUAUUAUAUGUAUAUAUAAUGAUGAAUUCAUAUCUUUCAUUAAUAUGAUGCAAUUAUUUACACAUUAUGUAUUUAAGUUUAAUCUGACAUCGGGCUGGUAUGCUAGAUUGAAAUUUUUUUUUAUUAUUGCCAUUCCCUUUUCAUACACUUUCCCGCAUCAUACACCAUUUUUGUGCCCUCCGUUGAAAAGUGUAUGACAGGGGUUCUACUGUAUAUAGUUUAACUUCAUUGCAAACUGCCCUGCUCAGGAGGGCAGACAAUUAAAUUUUUAAUGAAAAUAAGAUUGACUUUUCUUAUAGUUUUCAAAUAAACCUAUUAUUUAAUAUGAAUUUUGUAUUUUUAUUAAAUGUUUUACGUCAAAUUUUCAGUUGUGAAAAUGUUGGGUAGGCCCGGGCCUCCCUGUUGGUGCCGCCACUGAUUUUGGGUGCAGUCGUAUCAAUUUUAUUACAUUGUUAUUUAUUUUAGAAGUUUUGUAUUUUGUAACAUCAAAAAAAGUGUUAUAAUGAGGGAUGGGAUUUUUGAAUCUUGGAUUCGUCGAAUAUACCGAAUCCUAUGGAUUCGAGGAUUCGUAGGAUCCGAGGUGGGAUUCGAGGUGGGUUUUUAAGAGUUUUAGGUAGUAAUUGAAAAUUGUAGUGCUGGGCGAAGUUAGAAAAUUUCGAACCGAACCGAACCCUUACGUUCGGUUCGGUUCGAAACCUCUUAAAAUAUAUUCGAAAAACCGAAAGUUCGUUUAAAAAAAAUUACGUUUUUCUAAUUUUCUAACCCCCAUUUGAGACCAUUCACAAAACAGCUCAACAAAAUUCUAUUACUUGUAAUAUUCCGACUUUUAUCGCAUAGUCGUCGCCUCAACAGUUUCAAGAGCAAACAAAAUAAAAAUAAAAAAUUAUUAAUAGUCGCAUAACUCGCAUAGCAUUUUUUCAUAUAGGCGCGCUUUGUUUUUUGUUUGCUUUAGAGAAUUUUGUAUGCAUUUGUCGUACUAGGUAAUAUAACCUAUCGUACAAAUGCCAAAGGUAUUGUACAUUAUACCUUUAACUAUAGUGCGUGUACGAGAAGUGUUGUAAAAUCACCAAAGAUUGCGUACCCCAUACGUUAAACUAAAGCGCAUGUACGAGAACUCUCGUAUUUCGGCAAAACUAACGUGAUCAAGUUAACACAAGACAAAUGCGAUAGGAAAUGAUUACGUAAAUUACGUAUUUUAAAUUACUAGGAUGUAUUUAUUUUCUUUUGCCUUUUUGGUUAUAACAGUCAGGUAAUGAAAAUAUUAAUUUAAUCUUGUGUAUUAAAAGUACUGGUCCAGUAAAUUUUACAGUACGGUACUAAGUUGACUAGCGUAGUCGCGGCAGCCAUCAUUAUUUCUCGUGUUUUCUUUUUUCCGACGCAAAUUUCUAUAACCACACUUUUUACGUUACGUUUACAAUAUUAUUGUUCUUGAGGUGAAUUGCGAUGAGCAGGCUAACGUCGUUUAAGUUUUCCAAAUUGAGAAAAGAUAAUGACGACCUGGAUGACCCAGAACCACCCCAAAAAACCGUCUAAAGUUUCUUCUGACGAGCAGCAUUCUUCCAAGAAAACAGCAACUGCAGACAGCGGGUUUUGUAAUGUAGAUAGGUAACUUAAUUCACAUUCGCCUUUUUUUAUGUUUUAUUAAAAAGUUUUACUUAUUAAAAAUGUUAGGUUAUGUCUACCACAAAAAUAUGUAGAUAGGUAACUUAAUUCACAUUCGCCUUUUCUUUGAUGUCCUAUUAAAAAGUUUUACUUAUUAAAAAUGUUAGGUUAUGUCUACCACAAAAAUAUGUUAUGUGGCCUUAUGCUGAAUGUUCGUCAUCUUUAUAUUUUUUUUAAAUGAAGGUUAGUGUACACUGAAAAAGGAAGAUAGUCUUUUUGAAAUUUAGAUGUAACUUCUUCAUUAAUUAAAAAUUGGUAUAUAUAUAAGCUAAGCUAUAUAAUGUUUUAAUUUUACAUAUGGCUGGAGAACCUUUCUUUUUCACCACUCAGUUAAAGACCAAAAUGCUGGUCAUCGGUUCAUUUUAAUUCAAAACCAUUAUUUCUGUAUGAGGUUCGGUUCGGCUCGGUUCGAAACCAGAGAACUGAGGUUCGUCCAGCUCUAGAAAAUUGUAUACCUAAACUAUAUUAUAAAGGUAACGGAAAUAGCACAAACUUAAGAUAAAAUAUGCUGCAUUUUGUCAAUUAGCAUAACUACUCUAUCAUUUCCAACCUUCAAUAAUAUAACAUUGCAGAAAAAAACGUUACUUUUUUUAAAUGGUGUUCGUUAUACAAACAUAUUUUAUUGAAAACAUAGAAAGGAUUAAUUUAACAGAGAAUUAGACAGAUGCACACUUACAUGUGUGGUUUUUGAGGUUAUUUGUCUCUAUUUUAUAUCAGGUGUAUACACUAUGCACUUAUUUUAUAAUUUUAUAAAUACACAUGUGAUUUUUUUUUAAUACAUAGGCCUAUGUAAUUUUUUAAAAUAAAUGUGUGAUUUUUUUAAUAACAUGUGGUGAAGUUAAGUGUGGGACUGGGAUUCGAGAUUCGAUGACAAACACUGAGGAUUCGAACAAGGAUUCGGAUUCGACCAAAAUGUGGAUUCGUCCCAUCCAUAGUUAUAAUGCUUCAUUAUUUGACAUUAUCAAAGAAUAUACUGUGGAACCUCGUAAUUACGAGUACAGGAUACUAGGAGACCUUCGAAGUUGACUGUUUCGUAAAGCACUGUCAGUUUGACUACGUAAAUCAUGCUAAAUUAAACGGGGAUUAUGGGCGCAAGGUUUGGUCGCACUGACCACUGUCGUCACUGACCACUGUCGUCACUGUAACUUUCCUUCUCCGUCCUCUUGGCAUCAAUCAUUGUAGCUGUAUCCUAGUUCUCAGGUGAAUGUAGCGCCAGUUGACUAUUUGAGUAUAUUUAUUUUGUGUGUGUGUUCUUUUCAGUAGCUGUAGCUGUAUUUAUUUUGGUAGUGUGAGUUUAAAGCUGGUGUUGAAAUGUAUUAGGUUGGUUGGUUGAGUGCAGCUACAUCUCUAUCGUGUUUGUUGCAAAGGCUCUGAAUGUUAUAAGUACCCCUAGAUUGUAAAGGUGCUUGUGUUCUAUGUUCAUGUUAUUGAAAGCAUUAAUAUGCUAUCCCAUAUUUUGUAAAAUGACUUGGUAUUACUUUUGUAGCCAAAAAAAUUGGAGCUGAGAAUAUAUUUCCUCUGAUAUUUACAUUGCAA